UUGAUAGAAACGAUCGCGCAUCAAACCUAUUGACCUGACCAAUCGCACUAUUUUCUUAUCUAUCUUUCCUAUCGUUCUAUAUGAGAAACGCUCAAAAAAGUUACUAUCUGCACACAGUAUACGCACGAAUAUGACGAACACAAACAUUAAAAACGAACAUUCGUCGUCGUCGUUUGUCGGCACCAUUCAGUGGAACCUUCCAGUGUGUUUCUUUUGGUUGUUGUAUCACCCAGUUUAAAAAUUCACUGCACACCGUGUAAUUUACUUAUAGCGUAAAAAUGAUACGGUUCACUGAAGAAGAUGUAACCAAUAAUGGAGAAGUUACCGAUGUUUACUUCAAUGAUAAUCGAGUCAGAAGAAUACUAAAAUCCAUGUACACCGUCAACAGUGCGAUUACUCUCCCAUCGCUCGUUCUUCUGAUUCCGAUAUUGGCAAGUUUUAUGGAUCCCAGCCGAGACUACAUAUUGUUUUUAUGUCUUGGACUAUUUCCAUCCAUCUGUAUUUGUCAGAUCUCAGCAUUCAUCGCAAAAGCUGCUAAAAAGAACAGAAGUAUCAAAUUAUUAAAGGCGUCAGCUGUCCUUGCCGUUUGCUAUUGCGUACUCGGUAUCUUGGGACUUAUCUCAGUGGGCGCACUUCUCGUACUUUGCUGCAAAUCGUGCGAGAGACCGACCUGUGUUAGUGACGCAAUUUGUUCGGCCGUCCUCUGUUUAAUCACCGUCAUCGGAAUCGCCUACAACAUCGUACACGCAAAGCUGUUAAUUGGUGCCAUUUGGUCAAAUGAAGUCCUCGAAGAACGAGCAGUACGAUCGCCACAAUUAUCAAAAUAAAAAUACACUCAAUCUAGAAGAGGUGUUUGAUGACGGGCCGAUCACAACAAUCAGCGAAGCGACCGAAGGAAGAGAAUCUCCAUUAACGACUGGACAAAUAGGAUUCUCUUACUUGCGGAUGGAGAACCCCACGGAAGUGUUUCCCUGAUACCUGAUAUCCGUCCAUAAAAAUAUUCAUUUUAAAAUAUUACAAAUGAUUAUUAUCUUUGUUUGGAAGUCAAUUAAGAGUUAAUACCUGCUUGGAAAUCUAUGCUGUUGAUAUUAU
Messenger RNA from Daphnia pulicaria, 1092 nucleotides. RefSeq lists its product as uncharacterized. Lineage: Eukaryota; Metazoa; Arthropoda; Branchiopoda; Diplostraca; Daphniidae. The transcript has 5 exons. The record is from RefSeq and is a predicted model, not a curated record. The coding region runs from base 279 to 827 and encodes 182 amino acids.